GAGCGAUUCAAUAUCGAAGAUGGCGGCUUUAGCAGGCCUACGAGUAAUUGAGUUUGCCGGCCUUGCUCCAGUGCCCUUUACUGGAAUGAUACUUGCAGAUUUUGGAGCCGUUGUAACUCGCAUAGACAGAGUAAAAUUAGCUUUGGAUGCAGAUCGUCUUGCUCGCGGAAAAAGGUCCGUUGCCAUCGACUUGCAAGAUUUCCGUGGAAAAGAAGUGGCAAGAAAGUUGUGCUUGAAGGCCGACGUGUUGAUCGAGCCCUUCAGACCAGGAGUGAUGGAGAAACUCGGCCUAGGACCGGAGAUAUUAUUAAAAGAAAACCCUAGUUUGAUAUACGCUCGAUUAACAGGUAUGUAUAUAUUCAAAGGAUACAAUAGUGGAUGCAUUAUGGUAUUCUCAUAUGAGGUAUAUGCCAUACAAUAGACCGUUUCACAGUUAUGAGCUUAGUACCAUAGCCCUCUGAGUGAAUGUGAGGCUGGGGUUGACUUUGCUUUAUACAACCUGUUUUCUUUUCUUAUGAAAAUUAUGGAUGGGGCAACGGGAAGAGUGAAAAUUACAUUUACUGUAUAAAAUCCCCCAUUAAGCCCCCCCCUCAAAUAAUCUCCCCUCUCUAAUGAGCUUCUACCCCCCAUUUCAAGAGAAGAGAGUUAUUUAGCCAUCCCUCUCUGUUUACAGUCAAACCUGCCCGGCAAAACCGUGAACACUUCAAACUUCUCCUGGCAUGUUUUAUUGUGUUUUGACCAAUCACAGCAAAGAUCAGGACUUGCAAACUAGCCACAAAACCAAAAACUUAUAAAUGUUCUGCGAGAAAUAUUUCUGGGGGUCACGGUUUUCCCAGUUUCACGGUAAGCCCCACUCCCCCUAUUCUUAAAUAAUAAAAAUAUGUAUGAAUGGUCACAACUGUAACACUUUGGAAUUCGUAUGAUCCGGUAUGGCUAAUUCGCAUACUGGAAGUUUCGGAUUUGGUUUUGAACUUCGGUUGCAUGUGAUCUCCGACCUCAUGUGUCCGAGCUAUUCCAGUUAGCCUGUGAACAGGCUCCCAAGUGGAGUGGGGCGAAAAAGAAAACCAGUAAGUGAAGUGAGCCGAGUGUGGCCUGGAGACUCAGGAAAAAAGGCAGGGGAGCCUGAAGCCUGAAAACUUUGUUGUGAUGAGAGAGAGAGAGAGAGCAAGGCGAAACACUUUCAAUCUGGACAGCUCACCAAUGAAGGACUGUCCACUUGUUUGCUUUAAAAUGGCAUGCACUUAACACUGAUGUCCGCCUAGCCUGCAUAGCUGGUGGGAUUGUUGUGCCUAUAUGGUACUUUCCCAAUGUUCACGCGGCUCUGGUGCCAAAAAACUACAGCACUCACCCACUAAUCCCACCAGCUAUGGAGGCUAAUGUUCACCUUACAGGCAGAGCCUCUUGUGGAUGUGGUCAAUUUAAGAGCUUUCCUCUUGUUGAGAGGGUUAAUAAUAUUAUACUAUUUUGCAAUCUUUGUUUGCAGGUUAUGGUCAAACUGGUAGUAAUGCUAAAAGAGCAGGUCAUGAUAUCAACUAUGUUGCCCUCAACGGCUUACUGUCCAUGCUGCAAUGUAAGGAUAAAAAACCGUAUCCACCCAUAAAUCUCUUGGCAGAUUUUGCUGGUGGAGGUAUGACUUGUGCCCUUGGAAUAUUACUGGCCUUGAUUGAGAGAAACAGAUCAGGAAAAGGUCAAGUCAUUGACUCAUCAAUGGUAUGGACCUUGAUAGAAGGAGUAUGGAAUGGUAAAUUUGAGACUUUGAGACUGUGAGACACCAGUUUCAAAAUUUGAGACCAAGACUUAAAAAAAUUUGAGACUCCAGGAUGCAAAAUCAGACAAAAAUGAGACUUUGAGACCUGUCACAAACACUUCUGAGAUUUCGAGAUUGGGCCAAAAUUUUCCAAGACCCACGGAUUUCGAGGAACCAUCCUAUGCCCCUAAUAGACUAAAUAGAUGAUUUAAUCACAAAUGAAUAUAAACCCAGGGCAAAUUUGUUUGUUGCUGAGUUACCACUGUGGGGCAAGCAUUCAAGGGAAGUUAGGAUAGAGGUCUGCCCUAGAGAACUUUAGUUAUGACCAGAUUCAUUUUAUUUUGCAUACAGAAUUCAGUAAUUUUUCAAACUGACAUCUUGGAAUAUUUUUUUAUUAAUUUCCUCUGGGAAAAAAAAUGUUGGCACCACCAGAGUAGACCACUCAUUGCUAACUUUCACACCCUUGUAAAAGGACCCCAGUCCAAAAAGACACACCAUUCAAUCAUAUAUGCUUUUUUAAGACUCAAGACCCUGAAAACUAAACUCUAUUUAGAGGCACAUACUCAUACAGGACAAAUAAGGAGCUUACCCUGUGUUAAUUACAAAUGGAGCAUAUAAGUUGUUAUGGUAACGACCUAUGGAUUUACGGUUUAGGCACUCAUAUUUAUCUGAACCACACUGAACUGUUUUAUUUUUUCACUUCGUUUUUCUCAAAGGUUGAAGGCGCAGCUUACAUUGGAUCAUUCAUUUACAAGAACCUUGAUUCAGAAUUUUUAUGGCCAAACAAAACUGAGCCAGGCGCCAACCUGCUGGAUUCUGGGGCACCAUUUUAUGACACCUAUCAAACAGCAGAUGGAAAAUACAUGGCUGUUGGUGCUGUUGAACCCAAGUUUUAUGACAGACUUUUAAAGGGUAUGCUGAUGUUGCACAGGCAGCCCAACUUACAUGCAAGGAAGGGUGUAACAUAUUCUUACAUAUGCUGCAGAGGGAGGAAAUUGACCAUUGGCGGUCAAAACAUUAAGGGGAAUAAUACAUUCUGAUUUACAAGCCUUAAACAAGGCAAAUUCCACUUAUCUUGUAAAACUUGAAUAAGCCAACUUGCUCAGUUGAUGUGUAUUUUUUUUUUUUGGUCUAGUGAAAUAUCAUUGUUAGAAUUUUUGGCUUCAUACUGAUUCCACUUUUUGUCCCUUCUCAACUCCAGACACCCUUCUGCACAUAGUGAGUUUGGGUUGCCUGUGGUUGUUGUCAAAGCAACUGACACAGUCAUCAUUUGUAGAAAUAGUGGCAAAGUUAAAUUUUGCCGGAAGUGGCCCAAAUCUCGUACAGGUGGGAUUAACCCGGCCAAAUCUCUACCUUGUUAAGCAUAUGCUAUAUUAUUAAAAGAUUACAUUCCAAUCCUCUUUUGUAUAGCAAUAGGAAUCUUUGGUAUUUUGACUGUAUACGGUACUCAUGAAUUUAUUUGUUGUGUUUUCAGGGCUUCAACUGGAAGGACAACUUCCACAUCAGAUGGAUAUGGAUCAGUGGCCUAAAAUGAAAGAACAAGUUGCGAAGGCAUUUGCAUCAAGGACUCAAGCAGAGUGGUGUGAAACCUUCAAAGAUCUUGAUGCUUGUGUUGAACCAGUGUUGACAGUAGAUGAAGCAGUAAUCCACCCCCAUAACAAAGACAGAGAAACGUUUGUCUUAAAUGAGGGGUUGUACGAGCCAACCCCAGCGCCCAAGCUAUCAAGAACUCCUGGAAACUGUGAACAAACACCUUCGAUAUGUAUUGGGCAACACACAAAAGAGAUCUUACUGGAAGCGGGUUAUUCACAAGCUGAAAUUCAGGAACUGUUAAAAGAGGGGGUUGUUGAUUGCCCAAACAUGAAAUCAUCGCUUUAG
This is a messenger RNA of Porites lobata, 3625 nucleotides long. Lineage: Eukaryota; Metazoa; Cnidaria; Anthozoa; Scleractinia; Poritidae. The record is from the annotation of a GenBank genome assembly.